This is a messenger RNA of Pleurotus ostreatus (oyster mushroom), 1254 nucleotides long. RefSeq lists its product as uncharacterized. The coding region runs from base 1 to 1254 and encodes 417 amino acids. The transcript is spliced from 3 exons. The record is from RefSeq and is a predicted model, not a curated record. Lineage: Eukaryota; Fungi; Basidiomycota; Agaricomycetes; Agaricales; Pleurotaceae.
AUGUCCGUCCGACAGUUGGAGCACGCUGUGACGGCCCCCACUCGUUUCCUACGACGUUUACUACAAGAUCUCUCUGCCGGAAAUAUACGACCGGUGUCGACCCGCAUUCUCUCGCCGCCUGAUUUGACAAGCUCGCCCAUAAACGACGUCAAGCUAGUGACUGGCGGACGUUUGCUCAUUGCGACCGCAGCUGGGUACCAAGAGCUGCAGAUAUGGGACCUGGGCUUCAGCCCUGCAUCGGUUAUCAGCCCGAGACCUGUGCUAGUCAAACGUACGAACGGACGCAUUCAAAAGGUCUUGGCCCAGACCACAGCGGACUCGCUAGGAAUUAUGCUCUUGGUCAAUACGCGACUAGACAUGCCACCACAGUCGCUUCUCGAAAUAUAUGAAAUGUAUCCAGGGUCUUCUGAUCCUGUCCUCCAUCGUCUAGCUUCCUGGAAGUUCCCCAACGACGCUCUCAAAAGAUAUGCGUCGACUGUGCACAUCUGCGGGCCUCACGUAGUUGCAGGUUACUUGACGCGCACUGGCGGAGGAGAGAUGUUGGUUUGGAACUACAUGGACAAUACAGCGACCAAGUGGGACAUAGACUAUGUCAGUCACAGCGAUGAAAUCAACGUUUAUGAUGGCCAUAUUAUCCUAACCGGCGAGGACGCUAUAACGGUAUGGAAAAUGCCAGUGCUGCAUGCGCGUAUUCCCGGCGUCGACGUACACAAAGAACAAGACCUCCCCUAUACUUCCAUCGACCACGAGGGCCUUAAAGCCGUGCAUAUUAGCCAUAGGCAGCCACGUGGGCUUAACGGCCUCCACGUCGAUGUGUUCGACCCAUCAGAUGAUGGUCUGGCGCAACUUCGCCGGUACGUGGUGCUCCGGGCGCUGGGCGACGACACCACAAUCAUUGAUCCAAGAGCGCCAUCGAUACACCCAGUCUUCCAAGGCGAGUCGCCAACAUCAGAAGAAAUCCAGAGUGACGAGGACCACUAUUCUUCCGCUUGGAUUAGCGAUAGAGAGAUGGUGAUGGUCAGAGCAGAGCAUGAUGGCUACCUGGUUCAUGCAAGCGUUAUCGUGCUGACGGAUCCCUUGGGGUCCCCAAGGAGCAAAGCUGCUCAUGGACUUAUCUGGGUUGGCCCCCCGGAAGAAAACUUCGACUUUGAGGAAGGCCCAAAGAUUCCUCGAUUCACAUUCUGUCCAGUUUCCGGUCGUGUCUGCGUUAUCGACGGCCAUGAAAUACGUGUCAUGGAUUAUCUUUCGGUUUAA